Messenger RNA from Cydia strobilella, 3170 nucleotides. RefSeq names its product G-protein coupled receptor 52 (gene DopEcR). The coding region runs from base 134 to 1165 and encodes 343 amino acids. The record is from RefSeq and is a predicted model, not a curated record. Gene Ontology annotation, biological process: cellular response to hormone stimulus; G protein-coupled receptor signaling pathway. Gene Ontology annotation, cellular component: plasma membrane. Lineage: Eukaryota; Metazoa; Arthropoda; Insecta; Lepidoptera; Tortricidae. Gene Ontology annotation, molecular function: G protein-coupled receptor activity; peptide binding. The transcript has 5 exons.
UGAGGAGUUGGCAACGACACCCGCCCGCGGACUCCGGGCGCAGCACACGCGCGCGACCACGCGCGACGCCACUCCGCAAGGCGCGCCGUCGCCGGCUAAAUCGCCCGCCGCCACUUCCGAAAUGAUUUGAAGUAUGCCUGCGAGGAUGAUGAGCGCGCGGGCGGUCGCGGGCGCGGGCGGCGAGGUGAGCGUGGCCGACAGCCCGCUGGCCACGCUCGAGUCCCUCGCGCAGGCCGCCGUCAUCGCCGUCAUGGGCGUCGCCAUCGUCAUCUCCAACCUCCUCAUUAUUGCUGCCUUCCUUAAUUUCAAAGGUCUCUCGAACGAGGUGAUUAAUUACUACCUCUUAUCACUGGCUGUGGCGGAUUUAUUGUGUGGGUUGUUGGUGGUGCCUUUAUCCGUAUACCCAGCCAUUACUGGUCGCUGGAUGUUCGGCGACCUAAUGUGCCGCCUCGCAGGAUACGUCGAAGUAACUCUGUGGUCCGUCUCGGUGUACACUUUCAUGUGGAUAUCAGUGGACCGAUAUCUGGCCGUCAGGAAGCCUCUCCGAUAUGAGACGGUUAGUGCGACGGUACAAACUCGCACUCGAAGUCAGUGCUGGAUGGUGUUCACUUGGAUAUCAGCGGCAAUGCUCUGUUGCCCACCACUGCUAGGCUACAAGAAGGAAGCGAACUUCGACAAGGAGACCUUCAUCUGCAUGCUGGACUGGGGCACCACGUACGCCUACACUGCCACUCUCGGAAUUCUCGUCCUAGGGCCAAGCGUAAUCUCUAUCGUUUAUAAUUACUCCUAUAUAUUUUCAAUGAAACGAAAGUUGAACAGUGGUGCACCUAUUCACGAUAAAGAAUAUGCAACUGCUUUAGCGGAGAACCUCGCUAACCCUAGCCACUGGAUGAGCUUUAUUCUCGUGUCAGCUUUUUGGCUUAGUUGGGCGCCUUACGCCGGGGUCAGGCUGUACGAGUACUUGACAUCUCAGGAGCUUAAGAUUCCGAUGCUUCACUUUGGUGUCGUGUGGCUUGGAAUAUUAAACUCCUUUUGGAAAAUAGUAAUUUUAAUCUCUUUAAGUCCACAGUUUCGAUUAGCUCUCAGAAUACUUUGCUUAACAGCCUGCUGUCGCACUAAGGGCCGGUUACAAGCCGAGCUUAUAGGUAUGGAUAACGACGACUGAAUCAUCUUUUGGUCUACUGUUACGUAAAACAAAUUGAAACUUUAAUAACAUACAUAUAUUAUUAAGAAACAGAGUGCGCAUUACCUGGCGGUGCAAAAAAGAGUUUUGGUUGUGUACUGACUGUACGUCUGUUAGUUCGAUAGAGGUAAAUACAACCGUGUUUGUAAUUGAACAGUGCCUGAUAAUAAUAAUAAUACAAUAAAAGUCUAAGAGUUAUAACGUCGCCGCUUUUGCUCGUUUGAGUAAUUCCAGUAGUAAUCUCGAGAUUAUCGCUCAAUAUAGAUUAUUGUGGUUUCUUCUCUUUUUCUCUAGUACAUUUUAUGAACAGUUUAAUUUUAACAUAGCUUGGCGGUAAAUUAUUACUUACCUACUACAUUAUGGCAUUUAUAGUUAUCAAUCUUCUAUUUGAGGCAUUUGUUUUCAAUAACCUCAAGUCUCUUUUUUUGUAAAUAUUAGUGCGUACCCUUUCGUGAUUGUUUCAUAUAGAUGGUCAUAUAAGGGUGCCUUUUGAGAUAUUUUGUAGGCUUGAAUGACCCAUCAGAACAAAAUAUUUUAAUUUAAUAUCAUAUUUUCUUAGUCGAAUCAUAAGUUCUUUUAAAAGCCAUUUUAUGAAUAAUAAAACUUUGACUGUACCUGCAGCACAGCGAGUUGUAUUCGCUGUGAACAACACUGUAUAAGUAAUUAGAUUAGAGUAGUACAUAUAAGCUUUUGAACCAGCAUUGCGGAUCUUGAACUUUGUAGCAGUGGCUGAGGAUGCAACCGCGCGAUUAAUGUAGGUACAUCUCAACGCGAACAGAGAGAAGCCUACUUUCAAUGGUUUCUACGAGUGUAUAAAUAAUAAGUAGUAAAACGAUUAUUACGUUUUAUCUAUUAAUAUAUAUACUUGUAAAAGAACUAAUGAGCUAACAAAGAGACCUUUCACACUAUCCAAUACGAUCCCAGCUGACGCCGAUAGUUUGUGACUGGCUAUAGGAAGUAUUUUUCACAUAGGUACCUUGGGUACUGUGACAGCUGUCUUCUCAAUAUAUUUUUGCGUUUAAAAGUUAUUUCAAAAUAUCUUAAAAGCAAUAUGGAAAGAUGAGUAAUGAAUCCAUAUCAUUUGAUUUUCAAACAUUGUAUUAGUAAUUAACUCAUUUUGUCGGUAAAGUUAUGAAUUAUAUGGAGGUGACAACUGUCACCGUACCCAAGCUAUGUGAAAAAUACUACCUAUAACAUUAGCAAAUACAUAUGUGGCGGCACUGUUAGCGACAUCGUCUCGGAUAAUGUAAAAUGGCUCUAAGUAGUGUGGUUAACGCUUUAGAUCGUGAUUAUUACACUGUCUUACGUUUCUUAUGAUAAUAAAUAAAUAGAUUAGGUAAAUAGGUACAUUGAUUAGAGGGUAUCAUUCGUAAUAUAUUUUUUUACAAAAUAUGUGUGAAUAAAAAGCAAUAUGGAAAGAUGAGUAAUGAAUCCAUAUCAUUUGAUUUUCAAACAUUGUAUUAGUAAUUAACUCAUUUUAUCGGUAAAGAUACUAUAAAAUCUGUAGAUUGCAAGAUAUUCUAAACUAAAAUUACUUAAUAUUGUCUUCGGUUACCGCGAUAGUUACUCAUGAAAUAAAACUACGAAAACGGAUUAUAUCGCGUAUAUUGAAUUUAUAAUACAUCCCGACGUUUCGAACUCUUUACAGCGUUCGUGGUCAACGGGUGACUGAGGAAAAACUACAAAGUGCAAAAAUACCCACAUACUAAAAAUAAUGAACCAUCAUAGACUAUUAACUUUAAGGCUGGUUGUACAUGCAAAAUCGGUUCAUAAGGCUAAUAGUUACACACUACAAUUAUUUUCAAGUAAAGAUAUAUAUACGCGAUAAAAACUACGCCGGCUCCAACCCUAGACCUCGGACCCGAGAAGAUUUAAUUCCCUCCUAAAUUGUAGGAGGGUAUCCCAAUAUGGAACCGGCAACAAACUCGGCGGGACACAUCUUUUCAAAACAUAUUAUACUCAGAAUGUCCAACAUCAUCCAACACUA